AUGCACAAGGCGGCAUGUAAUCGGAGCCGACUAUCAAAUGUAAUGGACACUCAGAUCUACAUGCAAUCCGCCGAACAGAUGAUUACACCAAAUUAUGUCGGAGGCUUCAGCCCGCAAGAGACUAAGCACCUUUUACGGCGAAAGAGAAACAGGUCUCUCGUGCUUCGCGAGGAGGAAUCAGGGGUGGAGUUCGAUGGGAUCGAACUUGGAGAACUCAUUCCACCGAGAACAGCAGCGCAUGUUGAACAAGGGUGGACGUUUCAGGACACUACUGAUCUGGUGUAUAUUGGACAAAGGAAAAGAGUUGAACUUGUCAGAUGGUGCAGUGUCUUAUCUUCCAGAGGUCGUGCAGAAAGAAUAGAUAUCAUUGCCAGGAUUAUAUUUCCAAUCGCCUUUAUUAUGUUCAAUUUCGCCUACUGGGGUAUAUAUCUGAAUGAGAACGAAGUUUAA
This is a messenger RNA of Angiostrongylus costaricensis, 450 nucleotides long. The record is from the annotation of a GenBank genome assembly. NCBI's taxonomy places the organism in Eukaryota, Metazoa, Nematoda, Chromadorea, Rhabditida, Metastrongylidae.